This is a messenger RNA of Peromyscus maniculatus bairdii (prairie deer mouse), 1428 nucleotides long. RefSeq names its product olfactory receptor 5K3-like. Gene Ontology annotation, cellular component: membrane. Gene Ontology annotation, biological process: G protein-coupled receptor signaling pathway. NCBI's taxonomy places the organism in Eukaryota, Metazoa, Chordata, Mammalia, Rodentia, Cricetidae. The record is from RefSeq and is a predicted model, not a curated record. Gene Ontology annotation, molecular function: G protein-coupled receptor activity; olfactory receptor activity.
CAACAGACAAAGUGAGAUGGCUGAGAACAACUACUCUGUGACAAAUGAGUUCAUCCUAGUGGGAUUCUCAGAUCACCCAAACCUGAAGACCCCCCUGUUCCUGGUGUUCUCUGCCAUCUACCUGAUCACCAUGGUGGGAAAUCUCGGACUGGUGGCCUUGAUCUACGUGGAACGCCGUCUUCACACACCCAUGUACAUCUUCCUGGGCAAUCUGGCUCUCAUGGAUUCCUGUUGCUCCUGUGCCAUCACUCCCAAGAUGCUAGAGAAUUUCUUUUCUGUGGACAGAAAGAUUUCUCUCUAUGAAUGCAUGGUACAGUUCUAUUUUCUCUGUCUGGCUGAAACUACAGACUGCUUUCUUCUGGCAGCAAUGGCCUAUGACCGCUAUGUGGCCAUAUGCAACCCACUGCAAUACCACACCAUGAUGUCCAAGAAGCUCUGCCUUCAGAUGACCACAGGAGCCUACAUAGCAGGAAACCUGCACCCUAUGAUUGAAGUGGGGCUUUUGUUGAGGUUAACUUUCUGCAGGUCUAAUGUAAUUAAGCACUUCUUUUGUGAUGUCCUUCCAUUAUACAGAAUCUCCUGUAUUGAUCCACAUAUCAAUGAGCUAAUAUUAUUUAUUUUGGCAGGGUCAAUUCAAAUAUUUACUAUUACCAUAGUUCUAGUGUCUUAUAUUUAUAUCCUUUUCACUAUAUUCACAAUGAAAUCUAAUGAGGGUAGAGGCAAAGCCUUAUCAACUUGUGCAUCCCACUUUCUGUCUGUAUCAAUAUUCUAUGGGUCUCUUCUCUUCAUGUAUGCUCAACCACAUUCAGUCAAUGAAGGAGAUAAAGACAUACCUGUAGCUAUUUUCUAUACCCUAGUAAUUCCUUUAUUAAACCCUUUCAUUUACAGUCUGAGAAAUAAGGAAGUAAUAAAUGUGAUGAAACGAACUAUGAAGAAGAGAUGAUUCUGCAACAUUAGAAAACAAGGAGUAUCUUUUUGGACAAUUGAUUUAAAGUUGAAAAUGCCCUUUUCUAGAAACACACAUAAUGAGAAAGUUGUCAAAUGUAAAAAAAAAAUUAAUCAAUUUAUGAAAGCCUAAGAACAUUUGAAUGAAUUAGUUCAUAAUAAAUAAAUUCUGUUAAAAUCUGCUUGAAACUCUCAGGAAUAAGUUAUAGAACUGCUGAAGUAUUAGAAUGUAUCUAGCCACAGUUUUCAAUGUAUCUAAUAAAUUUUAGGAAUAAAGUUGUUAUUACCCAUGUUAGAACUCAUUUAGUAUCAAUUUAAGAUCUUAAAAUUAGAAGAAAAUAACAAGCUUAUAUUUAUAAUCUUACCAUAAGCAACUCCAACAGUGGAAGAAAAUUUUUAUAGCUCAACUUGAUUUUCAGUUUGACAUUUGUUCUUUCAAGAGAUUGUAUUUCAAGAUGUCCUUGUUCAAAAUAUUUAUUCUCU